GCGUCCCGCAGCUCCGCAGGAGACCCACUCCCGCCUAUCAUGUCCAAGAGGAAAGUGACCUUCCAAGGUGUGGGAGAUGAGGAGGAGGAGGAAGAAAGUGUUCCCAAGAAGAAGCUGGUGGACCCUGUGAGCAGGGCAGGGGGUCCCGGGAGCCGCUUCAAAGGCAAACACUCCUUGGACAGCGAUGAGGAGGAUGAGGAGGAGGAGGAGGGAGCCAGCAAGUAUGACAUCCUGGCCUCGGAGGACGUGGAAGGUCAAGAAGCAGCCACGCUCCCCAGCGAGGGGGGCGUGCGCAUCACACCCUUCAACCUGCAGGAAGAGAUGGAGGAAGGCCACUUCGAUGCUGACGGCAACUACUUCCUGAACCGGGAUGCCCAGAUCCGAGACAGUUGGCUGGAUAACAUCGAUUGGGUGAAGAUCAAGGAGCGGCCACCAGAUCAGCGCCCGGCGUCCGACUUGGAGGAGGAGACAGAUAGCCUAGGCCAGACGCCCAUGAGCGCCCAGGCCAUCUUGGAGGGACUUCUGGAACUGCUCCUACCAAGAGAGACAGUGGCUGGGGCACUGAGGCGCCUGGGGGCCCGAGGAGGCGGCAAGGGGAACAGCAAGGGGCCCGGGCGGCCCAAUUCCCCCCAGCGACUGGACCGGCUAUCUGGCUUGGCUGACCAGAUGGUGGCCCGAGGCAACCUUGGUGUAUACCAGGAAACAAGGGAGCGGCUGGCCAUGCGGCUGAAGGGAUUGGGGUGCCAGACCCAGGGAUCCCAAGCUUCCACGCCACCACCCUCGCUGGACAUGUUUGCUGAGGAGGUGACAGAGGGGGAGCUGGAGACCCCAACCCCUGUCCAGAAAGGAGAGGCUGAGGCUGGAGGAGACGGCCUGGUGGACGUGAUGUGGGAGUACAAGUGGGAGAACACAGGGGACGCCGAGCUCUACGGGCCCUUCAGCAGCGCCCAGAUGCAGACUUGGGUGAGUGAAGGCUACUUCCCAGAUGGUGUCUACUGCCGGAAGCUGGAUCCUCCUGGUGGGCAGUUCUACAACUCAAAACGCAUUGACUUCGAUCUUUAUACCUGAUCUGCCGAGGGCCCCGCUUGGGGCCCCCGUUUGCUGGACUUGGUGGAACUGGCCCCCAGCUGCCUUGGGCAGUGAGAAUCUUAGAGGCCAUUUUUCAGUCCGUUUCCUUCUUUUUCGUUUUUUCUUCCGCCUCCCACCCCACGCCAAUAAAACCCUUGAGUUGUU
This is a messenger RNA of Ochotona princeps (American pika), 1233 nucleotides long. It is a transcript of the gene CD2BP2, whose product is annotated as CD2 cytoplasmic tail binding protein 2. The record is from RefSeq and is a predicted model, not a curated record. NCBI's taxonomy places the organism in Eukaryota, Metazoa, Chordata, Mammalia, Lagomorpha, Ochotonidae. Gene Ontology annotation, molecular function: protein binding. The coding region runs from base 40 to 1068 and encodes 342 amino acids. The transcript is spliced from 7 exons. Gene Ontology annotation, cellular component: U5 snRNP.